Molecule: messenger RNA, 891 nt
Organism: Salvelinus namaycush (lake trout)
Lineage: Eukaryota; Metazoa; Chordata; Actinopteri; Salmoniformes; Salmonidae
Product: R-spondin-1-like
Exons: 6
Coding region: 1-891 (296 amino acids)
Source: RefSeq, a predicted model, not a curated record
AUGCAGCUGGGACUGGUGGCUCUGGCGAUGGUCUAUCUCGGAUCCAUGUGUCACAGCGACAGCGGCCUCAAGCUCUCAAAGGGACGGAGGCAGAGACGGAUUAGCACUGAGGGGCCACCAUCUUGCUCAAAUGGCUGUGAGCGAUGUUCCGAAUACAAUGGCUGUAUAAAAUGUAAGCCCAAACUCUUCAUUCUCCUGGAGCGCAACGACAUCCGCCAGAUAGGCGUGUGCCUCGCCUCGUGCCCACAGGGAUACUUCGGCAUGCGGACUCCCGAUACCAACAGAUGCAUCCAAUGUAAAAUAGAGAAUUGUGAGGAGUGUUUCAAUCGAAAUUUUUGCACAAAAUGUAAGGAGGGCUUAUAUUCACACAGAGGGCGAUGCUACCCCAGCUGCCCUGAAGGCCUCAGCACCACCAACGGGACCAUGGAGUGUGUAGAAUGUGAACUGGGCGAAUGGAGCCAAUGGGGUUCCUGUAUGAAGAAGAACAAGACGUGUGGCUUUAAGAAAGGCACACAGACCAGAAUGCAAGAGCUUCUUCAUGCCUCCAGCCCUGACACGGUCUCUGCGUCAUCCCCCCGGCCAUGUGCUCCACAGACUGAGAGACAGAAGUGCACAGUGCAGAAGACACCAUGUGGAAAAGGAGGCAAGAAUAAGGGCGAGCGACGAGACCAGCAGAGGAGGCGAGACAAAGAAAACGUCCGAGGCCAUGGCCACGAGGGCAAAGAGGGUGGCAAGAAGGGUGGCAAAGAGGGAGGAAAAGAAGGAAGCAGAGAGGGGGGCAAAGAGGGAGGAAAAGGAGGAAGAGAGGGUGGCAAGGGAGGCGGCAGGAGGAAAAAGGGCCAAAACCAGGCCACCACUGCGCCCAGCCUUACCCCUAGCACUGUAGCCUAG